This is a messenger RNA of Laetiporus sulphureus 93-53, 1106 nucleotides long. RefSeq lists its product as uncharacterized. The transcript is spliced from 6 exons. Gene Ontology annotation, molecular function: transcription coregulator activity. NCBI's taxonomy places the organism in Eukaryota, Fungi, Basidiomycota, Agaricomycetes, Polyporales, Laetiporaceae. The record is from RefSeq and is a predicted model, not a curated record. Bases 100 to 858 code for a protein of 252 amino acids. Gene Ontology annotation, cellular component: core mediator complex; mediator complex. Gene Ontology annotation, biological process: regulation of transcription by RNA polymerase II.
GUUGAACCAGAGCAUUGAUGGUCGACGAGGCUGCUUGUCCGCGACGCCCACUCUUUCCCUCCACCAGCUUCCUACAGCUGAUGCAGCCGAUACGAAAAGAUGGAAGAGGAGGAGGCUGAGCUCCGCAACCCGUUCCCAUCGCCGCCCUCGCACUACACGAAAUACACGACGCACAACCUCUACCUCCUCGAGCUGCUUCGCGAGCGUGCGGGCAGCGUGGACCUCUCGACGGUGAACCAGUAUGAGCUACUCUCAGGUCAGAUGGACGUUCCAGAGUGGCCGCUUGUGCAGCUGGAGAAGCCGCGGGUUGACUGGAUAGUGGAGGACGGGCAUUAUACGGUGUUUGGUGAAAACUGGCCGAUCAAAGAGGGAAUACCAUCCCUGGCUGAGCUAGGAGGUCACCAGCUAUAUCCAGCUGAUCCGAGUGUUGACCGCAGACCUGCAUUGAGAUCUAUACUGAGGUCCAUGUUGGUCACAUAUUCUCACUUACUCGAUGCCCUUCUCGCGCCGCCUCCGACUGCACCUUCGACCGGCCCGCCGGAAUGGGAGCAGCAGACAGAAUGGAUCAAUGUUCUCGCGCAGAACGUCAUGGCGGCGGCAAACGACUUGCGGCCCGUGCAGGCCAGGGGCAACCUAGAGCUCAUGAUGAGACGGCAACUCGAGCUGCGAAAAGAGGAGACGAAGGCAAUCCAUGCAAAGUGUGACACCCUGGAAGCUAAACUGGCGGAUAUGCGCGCAGAAAUCCAGCGGUUGCCCCAUGCAUCAAGGGGCUCUUCGAGGAAGCCUGUGAUGUUCCAGGCCGGCGGUGGUGAUAAGAUCUCAAAUGAGGACGUCCUACGUUGGGCAGAGGAAAUUUGACUGUGUCCUGCCACGCUUUGGUUCACAUGAAACAACAGGGCACUCGUUGCGAGUUACAAUGUAUAGUAGCGUCCUCAAGUGCGCCGAGCCAGGAUGCAGGUGCUAAUAAUCUCGACGAUCUGCAGCUAAAACGGUGUCGUAAGGUAUUCUUCGGGAUCUCAAGUGACCUAGGACUUACGGCAGCUACAUCACAAUUAUAAUUGACUCGUGUGUCUUCAAUUAUAUGGUUACCUAUACUUGCGUGAAUG